UUAUCGAAUACUUUUUAAAUUCGGAACGCCGCCGUCUAUGGUAAAUUUGCGGACUUUAGCUGAAAGAAGCCUGUGAAAGAAUCCUCUAGAAAGUAGGCAGAAUCUCCGGUAUCAAAAUCUUUUCGUGAUAAUUUGUUCUCUUCUCGUAGAAAAACAAAACUAGACAAGAUGUGCGACCGCAAGGCAGUGAUCAAGAAUGCUGACAUGAGCGAGGAGAUGCAGCAGGAUGCUGUGGACUGCGCUACGCAGGCCCUCGAGAAAUUCAACAUUGAGAAGGACAUAGCGGCCUUCAUCAAGAAGGAGUUUGACAAGAAGUACAACCCCACCUGGCACUGCAUCGUGGGCCGCAACUUCGGCUCCUACGUGACGCACGAGACCCGCCACUUCAUUUAUUUCUACCUCGGCCAAGUCGCCAUCCUUCUCUUCAAGAGUGGUUAGACUCCAUCGCACUCUCUCGCUCUAAAUUUUUUGUUGUUAGCGGACGCAGUAUUUGUCAAGAAGCAAAUGGGACUUCUUCUCUCCAGCGACUCGUCUCAUAUGUGGAUACUACAUUCCUACCGUUAGGUAGCCUUAGUUUAUGUUGAUGUUAGCGAGUGGCUGGGGAGCUUGGGUCCACAUCAGUGGGUGAGUGAAUGAGGUGUGAUUGCUCUGUACAGAUAGUCCUCUAGCUUGCGGCGCCUGGCGCGUCGUGGUUCACUCACUGAUUCCCCGGCACCUUUGAUGUAUGUAAUAUGUGUUAGCUGAUAUAUGUUAAGAUUCAAUAUUGACUCGUGGUAAACAUUCACUUCUAGUGUAUAUUUAUAUUAAAAGAAAUUUUAGUUAAUUCCUAGACUUAUUACCUAGCAUAGAGUAAUAGUCAUAUAUGUUAGUACCUAACUAAAUUUAUUGUUUUUUUAAUUUCUUUGUUAAUACAUUCACUGGAGAUAUUUUCAAUACUUCUAAUUAUUAAACUUUCUUACAAACCGUA
This is a messenger RNA of Plutella xylostella (diamondback moth), 967 nucleotides long. RefSeq names its product dynein light chain 2, cytoplasmic. Gene Ontology annotation, biological process: microtubule-based process. Gene Ontology annotation, cellular component: cytoplasmic dynein complex. The record is from RefSeq and is a predicted model, not a curated record. Gene Ontology annotation, molecular function: dynein intermediate chain binding. NCBI's taxonomy places the organism in Eukaryota, Metazoa, Arthropoda, Insecta, Lepidoptera, Plutellidae.